Messenger RNA from Fukomys damarensis (Damara mole-rat), 2048 nucleotides. It is a transcript of the gene Terf1, whose product is annotated as telomeric repeat binding factor 1. The transcript is spliced from 9 exons. Gene Ontology annotation, molecular function: telomeric repeat DNA binding; protein homodimerization activity. NCBI's taxonomy places the organism in Eukaryota, Metazoa, Chordata, Mammalia, Rodentia, Bathyergidae. Gene Ontology annotation, biological process: telomere maintenance. The record is from RefSeq and is a predicted model, not a curated record. Gene Ontology annotation, cellular component: chromosome, telomeric region; nucleus. Bases 58 to 1290 code for a protein of 410 amino acids.
CGCUAGACGUUGGGGAGAGGGGGGUGGAGGUGGGGCUGGAGGCGGGAGCGGCUCAACAUGGCGGAUGAUUCCUCCUCUGGCGUCCAGAGCCCGCGGGGAAGUGCGGAUGGGGAAGAUGAGGAUGCCAGGGAGCCGGCGCUGAUAGAGGACAGAGACAACCAGGAGCACAUAGAGUGCCAGAAACUGCUGGACUGCCAGGGGGAGUUUUGGGUCCCUGAGAAAGAGAAAGAGGUGGACAAGGACCUGGUGGCGAAGGCCGAGGCCGUGGCUGCCGGGUGGAUGCUGGAUUUCCUCUGCCUCUCCCUCUGCCGGGCAUUCCGUGACGGCCGCUCCGAGGACUUCCACCGCAUCCGCGACAGCGCAGAGGCUAUUAUUCAUGGACUCCCUAGUCUCACAGCUGAUCAGUUGAGAACUGUGUACAUAUGCCAGUUUUUGACAAGAAUUGCAGCAGGGAAAUCUCUUGAUGCACAGUUUGAAAGUGAUGAGCGAAUUACACCCUUGGAAUCAGCCCUGAUGAUUUGGACUUCAAUUGAAAAACAACAUGACAAACUUCAUGAAAAAAUACAGAAUUUAAUUAAAAUUCAGGCUAUAGCUGUUUGUAUGGAGCAUGGCAGUUUUAAGGAAGCAGAGGAAGUUUUUGAAAGAAUAUUUGGUGACCCAUGUUCUCACACGACCUUGGAAAGGAAAUUGCUUAUGAUCAUCUCUCAGAAAGAUCCAUAUCACUCCUUUUUUCAACACUUCAGCUACAACCACAUGAUGGAAAAAGUUAGAAAUUAUGUGAAUUGUGUGCUAAGUGAAAAAUCAUCAACUUUUCUAAUGAAGGCAGCAGCAAAAGUAGUGGGAAGUGAGAAAACAAGAAUAAUAACUUCUCAGGAUAAACCUAGUGGUAAUGAUGAAACAGAAACAGAAGCUAAUUUGGAUAAAGGAAAAAGGUCUCCCAAGAAUCUCUUCUUAUCUAAGUCGAAGUAUGGAAGCUGUCAGCAGGACCUUAAUAAGAAAGAGAGAGUGGGAAUUCUUCAAAGUGGAAGGAAGAAAAACAGAAGAGGUACUAAAAGAUCUGCUUCAACAAAUCAACCAGUAACUCAUGAAAAACAGCGACAUAGGAAAAAACAGCCAUGGCUUUGGGAAGAAGACAAGAAUUUGAAAUCGGGUGUGAGGAAAUACGGAGAGGGAAACUGGACCAAAAUACUGUUACGUUACAAAUUCAACAACCGAACAAGUGUCAUGUUAAAAGACAGAUGGCGGACCAUGAAGAAACUAAAGCUGAUUUGCUCAGACAGUGAAGACUGAAUGUGUUUGUCAAAGUUUAAUAACAGGACAGUUAAUAUUUUGAUUACUACAUUAUAUUUGAAACUUGCUGGUUAUUGAUGAAUAUUAAAACUGUUGUUUAAAGCAUUGUUUUUGUGAGCCUAAGUAAUGAGGAUGUGUGCUGUAAAAUUAUAUGCCAUCAGCUUGUUCCUCAAGAAUCUGUUUGAUAAAAUGUAAAUACACCCUACCCAAAUCUAAGACCUAACUGCCAGAUUGUUUCAAUAAAAAAUUUAAAGCUUUAUAAAGGGAAAAAAAAUAGUUCUGUUUACCAAAAUAGUUCUGUAGGCUAGCCUCAGCCUCAAAGAUACAACAUAAAAAUGAUUUUCUAAAUAAUUGAGUAGUGAUAGUCCUGUGAGAUGAGAUGUUGAUUUACGGCUUCAAUGUAUUAUUUAAUUCUAAGACAUUUGUUAGUAGAAUGAUAACUACGCUGAGUAGUUGAGUUUUGAUAUGCUUAAGUUUUUCUUUCCAAGUUUUAUGUUAAGGGAAAGACUUGCAAACAGUAAUGACAAUAGGACAGUAUUUGUACUCUUACCAAGAAUAGCUUUGUGUUUCAUUUAGGAAUGAGUUCAUAUAUAUUUAUAUUUAAGUAUUAAAACUUUAGUAAAUAUAAUUUUCAAUAAAGCUUUAUAACUUGAUAAGGGUCCUCUGAUAUUUUGAAUUAAUAAAUCAGUAUUGGGCUUAAAUAAUAUUCUGUAAAGGUUUAAUUUUGUAUGAACUGUGAUUAUCUUGACAUCUAUAAG